CAGGUACUUGGAAGAAAGUUCUUAAAGAGGCAACUAAUAUACAGCUUAAUCCAAGGACAAACAGCUUCAAUAUAAGUAAUGAGUUAACUGAUUUAGAUAAUGUUAAUGAACAGCAAAUAAAUAUAAUGGAUCAGACAAAACCAAGAGCAAAAGCAGUAUCAAGGGCAGAAGCAAGGUCAAGAGCAAGUGCAACAUCAAAAGCAAGUGCAGUAUCGAGAGCAAGUUCAGUACCAAGAGCAAGUGUCGCACCAUGUACAGAAGCAAGAAAAAGAGCAUGA
Messenger RNA from Dentiscutata heterogama, 278 nucleotides. Lineage: Eukaryota; Fungi; Glomeromycota; Glomeromycetes; Diversisporales; Gigasporaceae. The record is from the annotation of a GenBank genome assembly.